ACAGCCAAACGCUUUCCAGCGGUCUGGCAACCCCGACCACAACCUCACUGCAUUUUGGUCUCCAAACUUCUAACGAUGAACUAACGAAAAUAUCACUCAAAAUUCAACGCAACUGGCUCCAGGAACAGAUUGUUAAAUACCCCGACUUGUGACCAAGAGGAUCGGAUUUUGUUCGUUGAGCAAUCCCCAGCAGAAAUGGGCAAUACAGCGAUCACCCGGGUGCAAAUGGAGGCCGCCAAGAGUGUGCCGGCGGACCACGCCAAGUACAUGGGCGGUGGAGGCGCUACCGGUGGCUCCCCGCCACCAGAAUGUCCGAUGCACCAGAAACAUGGAGAUGCGAAGUCCGCCUCCGCAGUGCCCCCACAUCCCAAGAUGCAGGCAGCAUCCGAGUGCCCGGUGCAGCACGACAACAGCGACGUGAAUCCGCUGAACAUGAUGCCGCCGGCCAACCAACAGCCGGCGGCGGACCAGCCCUUCCCGCUGCCAACCGACCGCCAGACCUCCACCAUUCCCAAGGUCACCGAGGAUGGCUCCGUCCAGUUCUGGCAGUAUCCCAGCCAACAGAUGUUCUGGAACGCCAUGCUGCGCAAGGGCUGGCGCUGGAAGACCGAGGACGUUUCGCAGAAGGACAUGGGCGACAUCAUACGCAUCCACAACGCCAACAACGAGCAGGCCUGGCAGGAGGUGCUCAAGUGGGAGGCGCUGCACGCCAAGGAGUGCGGCAACCCGCGCCUCAAGAGCUUCGGCGGCAAGGCCAAGGACUACAGUCCACGCGCCCGUUUCCGCAGCUGGCUGGGAUACGAGCUGCCCUUCGACAGACACGACUGGAUCGUCGAUCGCUGCGGCAAGGAUGUGCGCUACGUCAUCGAUUACUACGACGGCGGUCUGGUGGACAAGGAUUACCGCUUCGCCCUGCUGGAUGUGCGCCCCGCCAUGGACUCGGUGGACAACGUCUGGGACCGCAUGCGAGUGGCCUACAUACGCUGGAAGUACGAGCUGUCCGAGAAGUUUGGCGGUCGAGACGGCGGCAAAGUAAGCGCUGGUAGCGACUAGGUGGAAUACAUCCAUAGUUGAUCGGUAUCUGUACAAAAUCGGCUUAAGUUCUCGAAUGCGACUGGAGUUGUAGUUAAUUACAUGCGUUUAAACGGUUGGGGGCGAGUUGCGGAUGCCAGCAGGCGUAUGAACUCCCUCUCUGUCCCUAAAUAAACUGACUUACCAAAGUGGGUUCUUACAAAGUUUAA
This is a messenger RNA of Drosophila biarmipes, 1241 nucleotides long. RefSeq names its product holocytochrome c-type synthase (gene Cchl). The record is from RefSeq and is a predicted model, not a curated record. NCBI's taxonomy places the organism in Eukaryota, Metazoa, Arthropoda, Insecta, Diptera, Drosophilidae. Bases 196 to 1053 code for a protein of 285 amino acids. The transcript is spliced from 3 exons. Gene Ontology annotation, biological process: cytochrome c-heme linkage. Gene Ontology annotation, cellular component: mitochondrion. Gene Ontology annotation, molecular function: holocytochrome-c synthase activity.